Molecule: messenger RNA, 5757 nt
Organism: Amyelois transitella
Lineage: Eukaryota; Metazoa; Arthropoda; Insecta; Lepidoptera; Pyralidae
Gene: Dsor1
Product: dual specificity mitogen-activated protein kinase kinase dSOR1
Exons: 8
Coding region: 205-1416 (403 amino acids)
Biological process (GO): protein phosphorylation
Molecular function (GO): ATP binding; protein kinase activity
Source: RefSeq, a predicted model, not a curated record
AGGAGUAAUGCCAAAUCGCUAUCGGCAAAAAAUACAUCAAUCAAAAAUCAAAAAAUAAAUUGUUUUCUUUUUCUGUUCCCUUUGCGCUACUUAUAAUUAUAAUAAAGUCAAUAAUAUACAAAUUAAACACGUGUUACGUGAAUUGGUGAUAGCAAGAACGAUUUUAUAAUUCGCAUCCUAAAUGCCGUGACUAACGUAGCAAAGAUGAGCAAAAUGUCGAAGAAUAAAUUGAAUCUGACCCUUCCUCCAGGGUCCAUUGAAACAGCACCGGCGGUAACUCCGUCGAAUAUGACGCCACAGCUGAAAUCUGCAACUGCUUCUGAGCGUCAGGGCCUCGCUGGUAAGUCGAAGACCAGUAUCGAGGCUCUUACAGAACGGCUGGAACAGAUUGAAAUGGAUGACACUCAAAGAAGAAGAAUUGAAGUAUUUCUCUGCCAGAAAGAAAAGAUUGGAGAGCUCAGUGAUGAUGACUUUGAGAAACUUGGAGAACUGGGUCAGGGCAAUGGAGGUGUGGUGAUGAAGGUGCGUCACAAGUCCACCGGCCUGAUCAUGGCCCGCAAGCUGAUCCACUUGGAAGUCAAACCAGCGAUUAAGAAACAAAUCAUCAGGGAACUGAAGGUUCUUCACGAAUGCAACUUUGCACACAUUGUGGGUUUUUACGGAGCUUUCUAUAGUGAUGGAGAGAUCUCAAUAUGCAUGGAGUACAUGGAUGGUGGCUCGCUGGACCUGAUUUUGAAGAAAGCCGGCAGGAUUCCUGAAUCAAUUUUAGGAACAAUAACUUCAGCCGUUCUAAAAGGCCUCAGCUACCUCCGCGACAAGCAUGCCAUCAUGCAUCGCGACGUGAAACCAUCGAAUAUACUAGUCAAUAGUAACGGAGAGAUUAAGAUCUGCGACUUUGGAGUUUCCGGCCAGCUAAUUGACUCGAUGGCCAACUCCUUUGUGGGCACCAGGAGUUAUAUGUCUCCGGAGCGUCUCCAAGGCACGCACUAUUCAGUACAAUCUGACAUCUGGUCUCUUGGCCUGUCAUUGGUGGAGAUGGCCAUAGGGAUGUACCCUAUACCGCCGCCUGAUGCCAAGACACUGGCUGCCAUAUUUGGCGGCCAUAACGAGGACCAUUCACCUGGUCAGGCACCAAACUCCCCACGUCCAAUGGCUAUAUUCGAGCUCCUAGACUACAUAGUCAACGAGCCUCCACCCAAAUUACCUGCGGGGAUCUUCUCGGAUGACUUCAAGGACUUUGUCGACCGUUGCCUGAAGAAAAAUCCAGAUGAACGGGCAGACUUAAAGACUUUGAUGAACCACGAGUGGAUCCGCAAGGCGGACGCGGAGAAGGCGGACAUCGCGGGCUGGGUGUGCAAGACUAUGGACCUGAUGCCCUCCACGCCUAAUUCUAACAUGUCUCCUUUUUCUUCAUAAGCUGCAAGAAGUGCAUACUUUCAUCAGCGAAAAAGGGUCAAAACAUUUCCCAAGAGAGAACGGGCGACACAAUCAGUGAAGACGCUGGCGGAGAGGAGUAGCUCCUCGAUACCACGCGAUGGCAGUACACAGUAUGUCAACUCUAGAUACCAUUGUCCAACAUGUCUCAUACAACGCGCUGCGAACAUGUCUAAACUUGUUCGAUGUUGGCACUAAAGGCCAUAGAUUUGUAUUUGCGUUAGAUUGACAUAAAAUAUUAUAAAGAGGUAGAGGUAUAAAGAGGUAUUAUCACUUUUAUAAAUGUUACACUGAUUAACCUGCGCAUAAGUCUAGUUUUUUUAUGCCGCGAUAUUCAGCCAAUCAGAGCGCGUCAUUUGAAGCGCGUACUAGUACUAGUGAGUAUUAUGAGAUAGCAAGACAAAUUUACAUUUUGGAUUCUAAGUUCAUUUUACCUUUAAUAAGGUCGUUUUUUUAUUGAGAUUUGAUUCGGCGGUGGAUUGCGCCAUUCUGCGCUGUCCGUUGAAUGUUUUCUGAUGAGACUUAUAGAAGUGGUAGUACUGUAAAGGGCGAAUCUUCGGAAGUAUUGAACCGAUCAUGAAAAUUCUUUCACCGUUAGAAAGGUAAAGAAUAUCAUCAUUGUUAGUGGAUUUUUUUUUCGCUCUUGUCAAUCUAAUGCGAAUAUAAAUUAAUGGCUUAGGGAUUUAUUCAUGCAUGUUAACAAGGCAUGCGUCUUAUAUUCCAUCUCUCUCUAUUUUUACCGUUACCCAAGUUAUAGAAAGAGAGGGAAGUUGUCAACAUUCUUAAAUAACUCCGCAGAUCAAUGAAGUUAGUGUCAACAUCUACAGGAUAGACAAAUUUGUGGCGUUAUUAUAGGCGUGAUAUAAAGUCACUGUGUCAAGUUUUAAUUAUUUCAUAAUACAGAUUGACUGCGUUAACAUAGUGCAAGUAACAAGGUAGUGUCAAUAAAAAUGGCAAAUAAUGUGUAAUAGACAAAAUGUCUCAUGAUGUUAUAGAUGGCAUAUCUUCAAACAAGAUUAAGUUAUCAUCAGAAUUGCGAUUUAUUACCUACGGCUUAGCACGUAAUUUUACUAAAUUAAUAUUUGUAAUCAAUUAUAAAAUGACACAGUGACUUAUAAUAUCUCGUCAAAUUUUAAUUGAAACAUAUCACACGAACAAUUAGCAUUCUUCGGGAGAUAUCUGUCAUCGAAAUGAAAUCAAAAUUAAAUAUUUAAUUUAUAGAAAUUGGCUUAAAUUAAGGUAAAUUUUGUAGGGGUUAUUGAAAACUGUAUAACGUUACACUUUGAUAUCGAUUUACGCUGUUAAGUGCGGUCGCCAGUGAGAUUUGCCGCGCGUCGAAAUUAUUUUAAAACAUCAUAUUCAUUAUUCAAAUACAUACAUAAAUUCAAAUCGAUUUUAUUUCAUUCGUGAGUUUUUAUAUUAGAAUUGAAGACAAAGUUAGAUUUUUUGUUUUAAAUUAUACUUUGCUGACAGUCGGCGGAACUCGUGGCAAUCGUACAAAGGAAGAAUAGGAACUUUCCUUCUCAUAUACGGGUUAUAUGAUUUCGAGAAAGUUGAUUGGUGUGGGUAACCGAUACCAAGGUGUCUGAAGAUAGAUAGGGGUAUAAUACUAAAACAUAGUGCAUUCGUGGACGAACUAACGAGGUUUUAUAACGAAAAAAAAACAACUAAUCGAUAAAUGGUCAAGUAGAGUUGAUUUCACUAGUCGCAAGUCGAAAAAAAUGUUAGUAGUGUUUUGACAUAUUUUUCUUUGCUGAAAGUGCGUAAUUCAUGUCAGCUGGUACUUGUUAUUUGAAUAUCGAACGCUUUGCGGCUAGACCGCGGACGUUCGAAGCGCUGGAAUACUCCAACGGCCGUUUUCGAUUUUAGAAUCGGGCGUGAGAGCGUUCCAGAACUGGCCAAAACAUCUUUGUAAUCUGUAAAAUAGAAUGCAUUUUUUAAACAACAAAAAAGGAAAAAAAUUAAAAAAUAAAAAAUGAUAAAAAAUUGUAGGUACAUUUUUUUUUUUAUAUAAUUGACGUGAUGCACUUUUUUCGUUUAGUUUGUUUGUGUUGAUGGCUUUGUUUUAGUAAGUCCGCCUUUUGUUUACCCUGUCCCGAGCACCUAGUGUAGUUACUUACCAUUACCGCGUGAAGCUUUUCGCUGCUUCAAUGUGUUUGAUGUAUGAAUGAGUGUUGCCAUUAUUUUUGUAUUUACGAGCAAAGUUCCGAUUCUCAGCGCUUCCAUUUACCAUUACCUUUGCAUUAUCAUUUAUUAGUACGGGAUUAUAUGACCGACGUGGUACUUGCAUCACAUAAAGGUCAUUAUAAAUUUGUUUGUCAUGAAAGGAGUAUCCUCAUUGUUUAAUUAAUGUUCUUGUUUAGUCUGCGCUUGUGAAUUAAAUUUAAUUUACAAAAUAGAGGCCUUAUUCUUUUUUCUAAGUUAUGACAUCAGAACCCUUUCUUUGCGUGUCAUGUCGGUAUUGCAUCGUUUCAAUAUGGUCUCGUACAUUACAAAUUUGCUUUAAUUUCAUUAGUAAAUAACCCCGACUCCACCCGCUUUAACGAACAACCCAAGGUCUUCCUUUUAGUAUAAACAUUAUCAUUACUUAUAAUGAUUUAUUAAGUCUUGUGUCUCGGAAGUUUGCAAUGUAUCGCCUUGUUUCGUGAUAGCAUUUAUUUUUUUAUUAAGUAGACGCUUUUAUCAUUUAUAGUCGAAUACUCGAAAUGAUCUAGAAAGAUCUCUCAUGCUGUCCCUGUCUAAAGUGACAGCGAGUUCAUAAUUCUUCGAAAAUUCGACCGUAAGUAUCGAUUUAUUUUUAAAAGGUGCUUUUACAUUACUGUUAUAAAUGUAUUUAUUAUUUGACUGCGUUAUAGAAUAGAUUUUUUGUAUAUUGGUCUACUUGUGUUAGUAGAUAGGUGUAUAAUUUUUAUUCUAAAGAUAUUGAUAAUUGUGUGUAAUAAUUGUGAUAGUUUUUAAUGUAUAUUUAUUAUUAGAGGUAUUCCUACGGUUUGCGAGUCAGUUUUAAGUCAGAUUAAGUGGUUUUUAUUCUUGACUGAAAUUUUCAACUAUUUUAAAUAACAUUGUCCGAUUACCUAAGACAUUUUUAGAAAGGGGUUCAGUUAUAGUAAUGCUUUUUUUUGGUCUUUUAUGUAGUUUUUUAUUCGUAAAUUUAGUUUCGUCAUUCGCGUGACGUCAUAUUAUAAGGAGCGUUCAGUGCAUUGUUAAGGUAAAAAUGGUACACGUGGUGACGUCACAUAGCCCAUAUACAAUAUAUUAUAAGACCAUAGCUGUUACAAUUAUGUAUGGAAUUUUGUAUUUGUACAUACAUGAAGUGUACCAGAAUCGAAAACAGUAUAUGUGAAGAAUAUUAGGCAAAAGAUUGUGGGUAUCUAUUUUACUGCUGUAUUUGAGAGAAGCAACUGAUUUCAAAGACAUUACUAAGUUAUUUUAGUCAUAAAUCGUAUAUGCUCAGUUUUUUUCUAAGUAUUUUUAUAAACACCACUAGAUGCGCUAAUGUAGAGUGAGGUCAAGUAUCAGAUUUUGUUGAGAUUAAGGGUUAAUUCAAAAUUAUUCAUAAUUUAUGUUUUCAUUUAUAUUUUACACAAACAAACAACUAUUAACAAAUUUUAGUUAUGGAACGAGAGGGGAUUAAAAAUAUUAGUAAAGUGUGAAUUCUCGAUAUUUCAUGCCAGAUGUUAUGGUAUAAAUGAAAAUGGGUUGCCACUCAUAGUUCAAUUAUAAUUUGGGACCUCAGCCAACAAGAACUUUUGUUAGCACUUAUUGACUAUUUAUUCGUGUACCUUAAAUACGUUACUGGUGUAAUAUAAAUAUAUAUAAAAGAUGGGUUCAAAGAGGACUCGCGACAAAAAACACCAAUAUUGUAAUUUUUAUAUAGAGAUAUUUUUUAAGGCGACAAUUUUCGUUUAUAUUUUAUUAUUUCCGUACAAUAUCAUGACUGUGGUAUGUAUAUUUUUCUUGUUAUAAAGGCAAAUGUAAAUCGCGUCCGAUCUCUAAGGCCAGGCAUGCAUUGGGCAGUUUUCUAUUUGUUUUAUAUCUCUUCUAUAUUUUUUCUAGAAAUCAUAAGGCAGUGUUUGUGCCACUUUAUAUCAUUUCACAAAAAUAUUUUUUCUUAUUUUACACAUAAAAUGGUACCUAACGGUGUUAAUUUAAAAAUGGCGUGUUUUCAGUGCGAUGUAUUUUUCAAAAGCAUAAUACGUGCCUGGUCAUUUUCGAAUUUUCACUACGUACAUGUAAGUGUAAUACAUAGAUUAAUGGUAUUAUUUUAUAGAUAGCUUCUUUGUAGGUAGAAAUUUAUGUACAAAUAAAUGUUAAUUAAAACGA